AGAUGAUACCGCUUGCUAUGCUAUCCUUGACUGGACCACCGUCACAAUCACAGCGUUGCGGCUCGGUAGCAGAUCAUACGCAGUACCAUGGGACAACCACCCUUCUUUGCAUUGGGAACGUGCAUUAGCCCGUCUGUUCUAAGGCUUGGCUAUACAUGCGAUGCCCCGAACGAGUGUGACAUCGAUACAAUAACGCUGCAUAGAAGUACGCAAGUGCUGGCGUGGGUUUCGAGCGAGCACGAUCCUAACCCAAGCUUGUCAAUGCUGUGCCACCUCAGGCGUUUUGCCGCUUUCUCUGUAAGCGAUGGACCCACAUGUCGUUCAGCCUGUCAAGCAUGUUGUCUUCAGCCACGAGACACAUUGUCUAUGCAACAAUAUUGCCUCAUUACUCCCAGCAUGAUGGCAUAUUUCGAUAGCUGUAUGUAGUGUGAGAAACAGGUCUUCGCGCGUGGACGCUGUGACGCAAUACAAGAAAAGAGUCCACGUGCUGGAGCUGGGACCAAAUUGUAACUCACGCAUACGCCGCCGCAUCGC
Messenger RNA from Baudoinia panamericana UAMH 10762, 534 nucleotides. RefSeq lists its product as uncharacterized. The record is from RefSeq and is a predicted model, not a curated record. The transcript has a single exon. Bases 88 to 426 code for a protein of 112 amino acids. Lineage: Eukaryota; Fungi; Ascomycota; Dothideomycetes; Mycosphaerellales; Teratosphaeriaceae.